ACGAGAACAAUUCUCAUAAAUUCAUUAUCACGUAGAUCCAAAACAACCCUCUCUGGAUCUCCCCACUCCCCGACUCCACACGCCAAGCUCUGAAAACCCCUUUUCUCUCUCUCAAAACCCCAAUUCUCUUCACAAAUUUCGUUUCAAUUCUCCACAGAUCCAUCUCCUUCAAUUCAAAUUCCUCCAGAAACCCUAGACUUUGUGAGGAAUUGAGGAGGCGCCAAGCUGGAGCAGUUGAAGACGAUUGGCAGGGAGCUCGCAAUGGGCUCCCAGGGUGGCUUCGGCAAUUCCAAGGAGUUUUUGGAUCUCGUCAAGUCCAUCGGCGAGGCUCGAUCCAAGGCGGAAGAGGACCGCAUCGUCCUCCACGAGAUCGAAACCCUCAAGCGUCGAAUCGUGGAGCCGGACAUCCCGAAGCGCAAGAUGAAGGAGUUCAUCAUCCGCCUGGUGUACGUGGAGAUGCUGGGUCACGAUGCCUCCUUCGGCUACAUUCAUGCGGUCAAGAUGACCCACGACGACUCCCUUCUCCUCAAGCGGACGGGGUACUUGGCGGUGACUCUAUUUUUGAAUGAGGAUCAUGAUUUGAUUAUACUCAUUGUCAAUACCAUUCAGAAGGAUCUCAAAUCGGACAAUUAUUUAGUGGUUUGCGCCGCGCUGAAUGCGGUUUGCAAGUUGAUCAAUGAGGAGACUAUUCCCGCGGUGCUUCCGCAGGUGGUGGAGCUACUUGGGCACUCGAAGGAGGCGGUUCGGAAGAAGGCCAUCAUGGCCCUACAUCGGUUUUAUCAGCGCUCACCAUCCUCGGUCACGCAUCUCGUCUCCAAUUUCAGAAAGAAGCUUUGUGAUAAUGAUCCUGGAGUCAUGGGUGCAACACUUUGCCCUCUUUUUGACCUUAUUGCAGUAGAUGCCAAUUCUUACAAGGAUUUGGUUAUCAGCUUUGUGAGCAUUCUUAAACAAGUAGCUGAGCGUAGAUUACCGAAGACUUAUGACUAUCAUCAGAUGCCAGCUCCAUUCAUUCAGAUCAGGUUGUUGAAAAUUCUGGCAUUGCUGGGCAGUGGUGAUAGACAAGCAAGUGAAAACAUGUAUACUGUUGUGGGUGACAUAUUCAGGAAGUGUGAUUCGACGAGUAACAUAGGAAAUGCUGUUCUUUAUGAGUGCAUAUGCUGUGUUUCUUCUAUAUAUCCAAACCCUAAAUUAUUAGAAGCUGCUGCUGAUGUAAUUUCCAGAUUUUUGAAGAGUGAUAGUCAUAAUCUAAAGUAUAUGGGCAUUGAUGCCCUUAGUAGACUGAUAAAGAUAAGUCCAGAAAUUGCUGAACAACACCAAUUGGCUGUCAUUGAUUGCUUAGAGGACCCAGAUGAUACCCUAAAGCGAAAAACCUUUGAGCUACUGUAUAGAAUGACCAAGUCUUCAAAUGUGGAAGUGAUUGUUGAUCGUAUGAUUGAUUACAUGAUAAGCAUUAAUGAUAAUCAUUACAAAACUGAAAUAGCAUCUCGAUGUGUUGAACUGGCAGAGCAAUUUGCACCAAGCAACCAUUGGUUUAUCCAGACCAUGAAUAAAGUCUUUGAGCAUGCUGGAGAUCUGGUCAAUAUUAAGGUGGCUGAUAAUUUGAUGCGGUUGAUUGCGGAGGGGUUUGGAGAGGACGAUGAUACUGCAGAUUGUCAGCUUAGAUCAUCUGCUGUGGAAUCGUAUUUACGUAUCAUUGGAGAGCCAAAGCUUCCGUCUGCAUUUCUUCAGGUUAUUUGUUGGGUUUUGGGUGAGUAUGGAACUGCGGGUGGAAAGUAUUCUGCUUCCUAUAUCACUGGAAAGUUAUGUGAUGUGGCAGAGGCCCAUUCAAGCAAUGACACUGUUAAGGCAUAUGCUGUUACAGCGCUGAUGAAAGUAUAUGCAUUUGAAAUAGCAGCAGGAAGAAAAGUGGAUAUGCUACCAGAGUGUCAAUCCUUGAUUGAAGAACUAUCAGCAUCCCACUCAACAGAUUUACAACAGCGUGCCUAUGAAUUGCAAGCAGUUGUCACCCUAGAUGCUCAUGCUGUUGAGAUUAUAAUGCCAUCAGAUGCUAGUUGUGAAGACAUUGAGGUUGAUAAAAACCUUUCAUUCCUUGACAGUUAUGUUGAACGGUCAUUAGAACAAGGGGCUCAGCCCUAUAUUCCUGAGAAUGAGCGUUCUGGAAUGAUAAAUAUUAGUAACUUCAGAAGCCAAGAUCAGCAUGACACUUCUACACAUGCCCUUAGGUUUGAGGCCUAUGAGCUUCCAAAGACUUCAGCACCACCAAGGAUAUCUCCUGUUUCACUUGCACCCUCAACUGAACUUGUUCCAGUACCUGAGCCAUCUUAUCCUGUAGAAAUGCACCAUGUUGCUUCUGUGCCAUCUGUAUCAGAUACAGGGUCAACGGAACUCAGGCUGCGACUUGAUGGAGUUCAAAAGAAGUGGGGCAGGCCAACUUACUCUUCUCCUGCAUCGUCUUCCUCGGAUUCUACUUCCCAUAAGGCAGUAAAUGGGGUCACACAAUCUGAUGUGAGUAGCACUAGCACCUCAAGAACACGUGAUAGCUCUUAUGAUUCUAGGAGUGCACAAGCUGAAAUUUCUUCAGAGAAGAAGAAGCUUGCUGCCUCACUAUUUGGGGGUCCUUCAAAAACAGAGAAAAGACCGUCUUCUACUAGCCACAAGGUUGCAAGGUCCACUAGUCCUGCUGUGGAGAAGUCCCAGGGGCCAAAGGCAGUGGCUUCAUCUACUACUGGAGUUGUAUCAGAGAAGGCAGCUCCACUUCAACCACCUCCCGACUUGCUUGAUCUGGGUGAACCAACUGUUACUAGUAGUGCUCCAUCUGUGGAUCCAUUUAAGCAAUUGGAAGGGCUUCUUGGCCCAACUCAAGCUACUUCAGCUGCAAAUCAUGGUGCUGUUGAUAAUACCAAAGCAGCUGAUAUCAUGUCCGUGUAUUCAGAGUUCCCUACAAGUGGGCAGAGCAGUGUUAACGCAAAUCCUCUUCCAACUAAUGCAGGUGAUGCUAAUCUUAUACCUGGUUUGUCAACCACGAACAAAACUGGACAUGCCAAGGGCCCAAACCCUAGAGAUGCCUUAGAAAAAGAUGCACUGGUGAGGCAAAUGGGCGUGACCCCAAUGAGCCAGAAUCCCAACUUGUUCAAGGAUUUGCUUGGCUAAAAGUCAUGGAGUUCCACAGACCCUAAAUAUGUGAACAAGCAUUCUUCAAAGGAUGAUUGCCAUGCAAUUUGGAAAUGGUUUUUGUUUGUGCUGUUUGAUGGGCAAUCAUCCCAAGCAAGGAGCAAUGCAUAGAUCUCCUCUCAGGUUUGUACUUGCUGCAGCACAAACUUAGUUUUUCUAUUAGGGAUGGUAAAAAUAUAUGGAGUUUGUGUUUAAUGGGGAUUGAAUCAGUACAGAGGCCAUAGGGCUUUUAGUUUUAAUGAAUUUGGGUUAUUUUCUUCUAAAGGGAGAGCAGGCGCUCCAGAGAGAAGGGGGCGAGGGGUUCUUCUAGUUAUAGGCAUCAUAUGGUAGUAAUUUUGAGUCAUUAUUUUGUUGUUAUAAUAAGGGUGUAAUGGUGACUCCAUUUUUAUUUCUUGGUUUUGGGUUUUCAUUUAAUUUAUGGUUUCUCUUCCCCCUUGUAAACUACUUGCCGGUCCCGAUUGCAGAGCACAUUGUACUUAUUUCGGCCUAUGAGAAGCCCCCCACCCCUUGGCUUGAAUUUUUAGUUA
Vitis riparia (riverbank grape) is the source of this 3698-nucleotide messenger RNA. Its product is annotated as AP-4 complex subunit epsilon. Gene Ontology annotation, cellular component: AP-4 adaptor complex; membrane coat. Gene Ontology annotation, molecular function: cargo adaptor activity. The transcript is spliced from 11 exons. Gene Ontology annotation, biological process: receptor-mediated endocytosis; intracellular protein transport. The record is from RefSeq and is a predicted model, not a curated record. The coding region runs from base 262 to 3150 and encodes 962 amino acids. NCBI's taxonomy places the organism in Eukaryota, Viridiplantae, Streptophyta, Magnoliopsida, Vitales, Vitaceae.